Molecule: messenger RNA, 2523 nt
Organism: Lathyrus oleraceus (garden pea)
Lineage: Eukaryota; Viridiplantae; Streptophyta; Magnoliopsida; Fabales; Fabaceae
Product: succinate dehydrogenase [ubiquinone] flavoprotein subunit 1, mitochondrial
Exons: 16
Coding region: 303-2186 (627 amino acids)
Biological process (GO): mitochondrial electron transport, succinate to ubiquinone; tricarboxylic acid cycle
Cellular component (GO): respiratory chain complex II (succinate dehydrogenase)
Molecular function (GO): flavin adenine dinucleotide binding; succinate dehydrogenase (quinone) activity; electron transfer activity
Source: RefSeq, a predicted model, not a curated record
GUCACAUUCCAUUCACACAAAACAGAGCUCUUUCUUGUGAUGAUGAUUAAGAAAAAGAAAAGUGCUAUUAAAAUUUGCUUACCUUCCUAAUAUUAAUAAUUAUCUUUUAUUUUGAAAAAAAGUGUUACUCGACGUGGCCAAUUUCUACUCCAAGCCCAAAGUCGGUGUUGCAUUUCUUGCUUCUAUUCCGACCAUUCAGUUUGCUUCGUUAAAACUCAAAAAUACAAACACGAAAACUGAACAAAGCGAGUUUCAGAAUUCAAACUCAUCAGAAAGAAAAAGAGAUUCUGCGCACUUCGGAAAUGUGGCGUUGCGUGGUUCGUACUAUUUCCAAGAGAUCCAAUCCUAAUAUUCAACCACUUAGAUCUCACCUUUCAAGAUUUUUCUCUAGUGGUGGGAAUUCGUCGUACAAUGUGGUGGAUCAUAAGUACGACGCGGUUGUUGUUGGUGCUGGUGGCGCAGGAUUGAGAGCUGCUAUUGGACUUUCAGAACAUGGCUUCAACACUGCAUGCAUUACCAAGCUCUUCCCAACUCGUUCGCACACUGUUGCAGCUCAGGGUGGUAUAAAUGCUGCAUUGGGAAAUAUGAGUGAAGAUGACUGGAGGUGGCACAUGUAUGAUACAGUCAAGGGAAGUGAUUGGCUAGGAGACCAAGAUGCUAUCCAAUAUAUGUGUAGGGAGGCACCAAAAGCAGUCAUUGAACUUGAAAAUUAUGGAUUGCCAUUUUCGCGAACCGAAGAUGGAAGAAUAUACCAGCGUGCAUUUGGUGGUCAGAGCUUGAACUUUGGAAAAGGUGGUCAGGCAUAUCGUUGUGCGUGUGCUGCCGAUCGAACAGGGCAUGCUUUACUGCACACUCUCUACGGCCAGGCUAUGAGGCAUAAUACACAGUUCUUUGUGGAAUAUUUUGCGCUGGAUCUGUUAAUGAACAGUGAUGGUACUUGCCAAGGAGUAAUAGCCUUGAAUAUGGAGGAUGGAACAUUACACCGUUUUCAAGCUGCUUCAACAAUUUUGGCCACUGGGGGUUAUGGUAGAGCAUACUUUUCUGCAACUUCAGCACACACAUGCACCGGAGAUGGCAAUGCCAUGGUUGCUCGUGCUGGACUACCACUCGAGGAUUUAGAGUUUGUGCAAUUUCACCCAACAGGUAUAUAUGGAGCUGGUUGCCUUAUCACAGAAGGCUCUCGCGGCGAAGGUGGAAUUCUUAGGAACAGUGAAGGUGAGAGGUUUAUGGAAAGAUAUGCUCCUACUGCAAAGGAUCUCGCAUCAAGAGACGUAGUUUCAAGAUCAAUGACUAUGGAGAUUCGGGAAGGUCGUGGUGUAGGACCAGAGAAAGAUCACAUAUAUCUCCACUUGAAUCACUUACCCCCAGAUGUUCUUAAGGAGAGACUACCUGGUAUAUCUGAAACUGCUGCGAUUUUUGCUGGCGUGGAUGUUACAAAGGAACCCAUUCCUGUUUUACCAACUGUGCAUUAUAACAUGGGUGGUAUCCCUACUAAUUAUCAUGGAGAGGUGGUUACCAUUAAAGGUGACAAUCCGGAUGAAAUAGUUCCUGGGCUAAUGGCUGCUGGGGAAGCAGCCUGUGCUUCAGUCCAUGGUGCCAAUAGGCUCGGUGCAAAUUCACUUCUGGACAUUGUUGUUUUUGGUAGAGCCUGUGCAAACAGAGUUGCAGAAAUCCAAAGGCCAGGAGAGAAACAAAAGCCUUUAGAGAAAAACGCUGGUAUGAAAACUAUCGCCUGGCUUGACAAAUUGAGAAAUUCAAAUGGAUCAUUGCCCACUUCGAAAAUUAGGUUGAACAUGCAACGGAUAAUGCAAAACAAUGCUGCUGUAUUCCGCACACAAGAAACAUUAGAAGAAGGAUGUCAAUUGAUUGAUGGAGCAUGGGAGAGCUUUCAUGACGUCAAGUUGAAGGAUCGGAGUUUGAUAUGGAACUCUGACCUAAUUGAGACUAUUGAGUUGGAAAAUCUUUUGAUAAAUUCCUCCAUUACCAUGCACUCUGCUGAAGCCAGAAAAGAAAGCAGAGGUGCUCAUGCCCGCGAAGACUUCACGACAAGAGAUGAUGAGAAGUGGAUGAAACACACAUUGGGAUAUUGGGAAAAUGAGAAGGUUCGAUUAGAUUACAGGCCAGUGCACAUGAAUACUUUGGAUGAUGAGGUCGAAACAUUCCCUCCUAAAGCUCGCGUCUAUUAAAUUGUUAAUAUACCUGCACAUUGUUCUGAAUUGCUUAUACAGAUUGUUUUAUGAAAUGUGGAUGACAUUGAUGAUUAUUGUUCUAUUCAUCAUCAAUGAAGAACUGAUCUAUGACAGGGUAUUCUCAUCCUUAUAUUGCACUUAUAAUGUAUAUGAAGCUACAAAUAUUAGCAAUAAAUGUCAUCAGUUGUUAGUUUGCUGAUAAAUCAUGACUAGUGUAUCACGUGCUAAGUUUUUUUAUAUAUUAAAUAAGCAGUAUCCUGUACUAAGUGGAUUUGUUGUUGCUGAUGAAUAUCCUGUGCUAAGUUGAUAUCUACACGCUCGUAGUUUUACAUGA